GCCCCCCGCAGCUCCAGCGCCAUCUCGGUGGUGAAGAUCCUGCGGGUGCUGCGGGUCCUGAGGCCCCUCCGCGCCAUCAACCGCGCCAAGGGCCUCAAGCACGUGGUGCAGUGCGUGUUCGUGGCCAUCCGCACCAUCGGCAACAUCAUGAUCGUCACGACGCUGCUGCAGUUCAUGUUCGCCUGCAUCGGGGUCCAGCUCUUCAAGGGCAAGUUCUACAGCUGCACCGACGAGGCCAAACACACGCCGGGGGAGUGCAAGGGGACAUUCCUGGUGUACAAGGACGGGGACGUUUCCCACCCCUCGGUCCGGGAGCGCCUCUGGCUCAACAGCGACUUCAACUUCGACAACGUGCUGGCCGGGAUGAUGGCCCUGUUCACUGUGUCCACCUUCGAGGGGUGGCCUGCGCUGCUGUACAAGGCCAUCGACGCCAACGCCGAGGACCAGGGGCCCAUCUACAACUACCGGGUGGAGAUCUCCAUCUUCUUCAUCGUCUACAUCAUCGUCAUCGCCUUCUUCAUGAUGAACAUCUUCGUCGGCUUUGUCAUCAUCACCUUCCGCGCGCAGGGCGAGAGCGAGUACCGCAACUGCGAGCUCGACAAGAACCAGCGUCAGUGUGUGGAGUGGCA
Messenger RNA from Neopelma chrysocephalum (saffron-crested tyrant-manakin), 629 nucleotides. RefSeq names its product voltage-dependent L-type calcium channel subunit alpha-1D-like. The record is from RefSeq and is a predicted model, not a curated record. Gene Ontology annotation, cellular component: voltage-gated calcium channel complex; membrane. The transcript is spliced from 6 exons. Gene Ontology annotation, molecular function: high voltage-gated calcium channel activity. Gene Ontology annotation, biological process: calcium ion import across plasma membrane. Lineage: Eukaryota; Metazoa; Chordata; Aves; Passeriformes; Pipridae. The annotation marks the transcript as partial.